GACUUAAACGCCCUCCACGCUCUCUCGGGAGCCUCCGCCUCUGCAUCUGCCCCCGACACUCCCGUCACGGUGGUCUUGGUGAACAAUGGCGGCGGCGGCAUUUUUUCCUUUCUUCCCAUCGCCCGGCACGCGGACGUCUUCAGUCCGUACUUCGACUCCCCCCACGACCUCCACUUCGGGCCCAUCACCCAAGCCUUCGGCCUGCCCUACCACCUCUGCAAGUCGGCCGGGGACCUUGUCGCAGCACUCCACUCAUGCCAAGCGGGAGGCCGCUCCUCGCUGAUCGAGGUGGUCACGGAUCGUGCGCAGAACGUACGGAUCCACCGACAGCUCGGUGCCCAGAUUCGGACUACUGUCCACGCCGGGCUCUCCCAGUUGCUUCGUCUCGACUGGAUCCGCACGGGGCCCCGGACCAAGCCGACUCUCUUGCUCUUGCACGGCUUUUUGGGGUGCAAAGAGGAUUGGACACCCCUCCUUUGGGAGGCAGGGGGUUGUGCGAGCGCCAGCAAUGCUGGGCUGAGUUGCAGCAGCAGCAGCCCCAAUACCAUCGUUGGCGUUUCGGGGGGAAGUGGGGGAAG
This is a messenger RNA of Nannochloropsis gaditana CCMP526, 578 nucleotides long. Its product is annotated as 2-succinyl-6-hydroxy- -cyclohexadiene-1-carboxylic acid synthase 2-oxoglutarate decarboxylase. The annotation marks the transcript as partial. The record is from RefSeq and is a predicted model, not a curated record. The transcript has a single exon.